Messenger RNA from Dichotomopilus funicola, 372 nucleotides. Its product is annotated as autophagy-like protein 8. Gene Ontology annotation, biological process: macroautophagy; cellular response to nitrogen starvation. The record is from RefSeq and is a predicted model, not a curated record. The coding region runs from base 1 to 372 and encodes 123 amino acids. The transcript has 3 exons. Lineage: Eukaryota; Fungi; Ascomycota; Sordariomycetes; Sordariales; Chaetomiaceae. Gene Ontology annotation, cellular component: autophagosome; cytosol; fungal-type vacuole membrane. Gene Ontology annotation, molecular function: phosphatidylethanolamine binding.
AUGCGCAGCAAGUUUAAGGACGAGCACCCCUUCGAGAAGCGCAAGGCUGAGGCCGAACGCAUCCGCCAGAAGUACUCCGACCGCAUUCCUGUCAUCUGCGAGAAAGUCGAGAAGAGUGACAUUGCGACCAUCGAUAAGAAGAAGUACCUUGUCCCGGCAGAUCUCACCGUGGGCCAGUUCGUUUACGUGAUCCGUAAGCGAAUCAAGCUCUCCCCGGAGAAGGCCAUCUUCAUCUUCGUUGACGAGGUCCUGCCGCCUACUGCCGCCCUCAUGAGCAGCAUUUACGAGGAGCACAAGGAUGAAGACGGGUUCCUUUACAUUACUUACUCGGGCGAGAACACUUUCGGGCAACUUCAAGAGUGUGCCGAGUGA